AUGGAUGUGACAGAGAAGCCUCCUCUGUGUCUGUUUGGCGUGUUUGGCAAGUUCGAACAUUUCGUCUCUGCUUUCGGUACCUCCAUGUACAGUGUGCAUCAACAAGGGCCUGCUUCUACACUAUGCUUUCCAUGGCGCCAAUCAGUCCCUCUUUUCAAGAUUGCUGGCUACUGGUCCAAGUGA
Fusarium sp. VM40 is the source of this 183-nucleotide messenger RNA. NCBI's taxonomy places the organism in Eukaryota, Fungi, Ascomycota, Sordariomycetes, Hypocreales, Nectriaceae. The record is from the annotation of a GenBank genome assembly.